GCGCUGGUUGAGCGGCACUGAGCUACACUGUUAAUAAUAUCAAAUAAAAAAAUUGUCUAGAAACAUUGCAAAAUUCAAAGUUAGGUUUUUGUAAAAGUAAAUUAAAAUAAUGUUUUUGGCUCAAUUUAUGCUGCACUUUUCAAAUUCUUCCUUCGUUAUUAAAUGCUCGUUCGCCAAUAUGAUGUAUUUGUGUCGUGAACUGUAAUUAACCGUUUCGUUCGUUUACUAAAAUGUUCCUUUUUGAAAGCAAAGUGAGAACAUAUCUUUUAUUUAAUUUUUAACUAACCACAUUAUUGAUGGUCAUAAAAAGACACUCAGUACUAGGCAUUUGAUAAAUGUUGAAUCCACAGUAAUCCACCUGUUGCAAAUUUCCGGUAACUAUGGUGCCAGAAGCAUAAACAACGGUAAACAUGACGACGACCGUUGUUUUGUGCAAACGCUUUUUUCUCCACCAUCUAUGACGCCCGGACAAAGAUGAAUUUUGAAGAAAACAUCAUUAAAAGACAAAAUUCAAGCGAAUACUUCGACACUGUGAUCGGUCACAUCGAGGACAUAGUAAUCGGCGAAGAGUUUCAGCGGAUGGUCAAUCAGUUCAUGGAGUGCUACUACUACGAGUUUGAACCGGGGGAAGAGAACAAAAUCGUCUACACGGAGAUCUACCAGAAGUAUACGAACAUGAUCGAGGCGCACAUCGUCGAGCAUCUGAACCGGAAGAUGAGCUGCUUCGAUAUGGAUCUGUUUGCGAUGGAGCUGGAGAACAAAAAGACGCAGCUCGACGGGGAGAUCUUUGAGCUGCUGUACACGCUGACCGACUUUCUCGCCUUCAAGGAUAUGGUGCUGGAUUACAAGGCGUUCAAGGAAGGCGCUUACGACGAUCUGAGCAAGGGCAUCAGCGUGACGGGUCUGCAGAAAUAGUACCUCCGGCACGGGUUAAGCGUCUUAGUAGGUUUGCCGAUUUCUCACGCAUCAGAAGGUUGUUACGAGUCACUUUAUCCAACAGGUUUACGCAUUUAUUUUCGAUUUGCAUUGUAAGUGUACGAAGAACACGUUUAGCUUAAAAGAUAGAAGGGUUUUAGGCAGUGGGGGCGCCCUCAGUGCAUGAGGAUUUCCGUUUGAAUGAGCCUACUGUUGGUAUCGCCGGGCAUACGGUACGGCACCAUCGCGGCCAUGUUGGUCAGGGCCUUUGCUUGCUCGCGCAGAUAGCUUAGUUGCUGUGUGUGUAUGUAUUUGUGUUAAAGAAACAGAAAAUAAUCAUUAUUAACACGUGUUGCGG
Messenger RNA from Anopheles gambiae (African malaria mosquito), 1273 nucleotides. Its product is annotated as ADP-ribosylation factor-like protein 2-binding protein. The record is from RefSeq and is a predicted model, not a curated record. NCBI's taxonomy places the organism in Eukaryota, Metazoa, Arthropoda, Insecta, Diptera, Culicidae. Gene Ontology annotation, biological process: maintenance of protein location in nucleus; positive regulation of tyrosine phosphorylation of STAT protein. Gene Ontology annotation, cellular component: mitochondrial intermembrane space. The coding region runs from base 475 to 915 and encodes 146 amino acids. The transcript has 2 exons.